Molecule: messenger RNA, 1524 nt
Organism: Periconia digitata
Lineage: Eukaryota; Fungi; Ascomycota; Dothideomycetes; Pleosporales; Periconiaceae
Source: the annotation of a GenBank genome assembly
CUCGACGCGCCCGUAGUCGCCUUCACCUCGACAACCCGCUCAUUUGCCAGCGUCACUCUGACUUUGGCAGCUCGCUUUGACCUAGUGCGUUUCCUCCACCUGAAUUCGUUUGAACAGCUUUCCAAACCUCUUCUUCGUCCUCAUCCACAAGCACUGUUGCCCAGGACGUGUCUAUCGACCAGACCGUCAAGUCGCUCCGAAUCCCAACCGCAGAGGCAUUACACCUGUAUCCUUUCUCAAGCUUUCAAGAGAUCUUUAUCACACCAUGUGGUCAAUGUCAAUGACCUCCGAUGAUGAUGACGACUUGUAUCGACCUCCCACCCCCGAGCCCAAAUACCGGGGCAAGGGAAAGGGCAAGGCCAAGGAGGACGAGACGCCCAAAUAUCAGGACAAGGGACAGGGCAGGGCCAAGGAAGACGAGAACACCAAGAACCCUGUCUACAAUACACCACGACACUUUUACCCAACGAGCCGCGAGGGCGCUCCAACAGACCGAUCUCUUCCGCUUGGCACAAUCCAAGGCAACAAUCAACUCCGCGAACAAAUUCACGGUCUUGUUGAGCGUAUCAAUGCCUAUGCUGGUAACAUUGUGCCUCUUAUAUUCGAGGACCUUGCCUCCCCGGAGGGCGAAGAGGAUCGGAAACUCCUUCCGGCAGCCGACUGGAUCAAGCCCAUCUACAACUAUGAUUUGAGCCAGGACUUGAUCCAAAUGUUGAAUGAUAAGAUCACUCGAUACAGCAGACAACAUGCGCAUGAUCUUGCGGAAAUGAAUUGCGUUGAUCUAAUGGUCUUCUGGGAAGCACAACCAUACACGACGCAGGGAGAUGUGCGCUGGGUCACCCCGCAGCAGGAAGAGCUGUUCAAGAAGCUUUACGACUGCCAUUACAAGACGCUCUCGUGGGACGUUAUGAACGCUGGAGACGGCAGGCAGGCUCCGGCCCGUCGUAGCGGAUUCUUCGCCGUCAUCCCAGCGGACUUCUUCUUCAGGAUCAGGAGGGAGCUUGAUGCCGGCUGGAAAAUCCAGAUUGAACGGAUUGUGCAGCCUAAGCAUAUGAACCUAGACGAGCUCCACGAAAUGCAAGCCUACCACGAAUUGAGGAAAGUAGCCUACAUGGCGAAGCAAGAGGAGGAAAAGGCGAAGAGGGAGAGGGAGGAGGGCGUUGAGCGGGACAGGGAGCACGCAAAGAGGCGUGAGAACACUUACGCAAAGGCCACUGAAAUCAACUGGGAGCAAUUCAGGAGACUCAACCUGAACAACUGAUAAGUUGGUCUGGGACAUCGCGAUAGGUUCCAGCAGAGAACUUUUCCUGUAUAUUAAAAGUGUUCGAGCAUAAACUCAAUACAAUUCAAUCCUAUGUAUGUUCUUUGGCGUAGUUUUCAGAAUCUCAUACGGAUUCUUUGCUGCACUGUUUCUCUGAUAAUGUGAAGUCUGUUUAAUGUAUCUGAGGACUCUUCGAUUAUUUCUCAGUGGAAUACAAAUUUCCCUUCCUUCACAGAGGCUUCGUGGUUUACAUAAAGUGGAUU